GUGACGUAGCGCCGCGUCUGCUUCCGCUCUGACGGAGCACUUUCGUUUUCUUCAGUGAGAGGAGACGUGGGAAAGUUGUCUCCGGUGUUCGGUUCUCUGAGAGGGAGCUUUCGCGCCGCGGGUCCUUAGCCGUCUCAUUGUUAGCGCAUAGGUCGCCCUGCCGGGCGGCCGAGAACGCCAAGAAACCGGAAGGCGGACGCACCGCUCCCUGCUGCUUUGCUCAAGCCGCGAAAAGCUAAGUUCACAGUCGCUGGUGAACUGAGCUCACAAGGAAUUAAAGAUGAGUAAGAACAAAGACGAUGCGCCUCAUGAGCUAGAGAGCCAGUUUAUCUUACGACUGCCCCCAGAAUAUGCCGCUACGGUGAGGAGGGCAGUGCAGUCUGGGCAUGUCAACCUGAAAGACAAACUGAGCAUUGAGUUACACCCUGAUGGGCGUCACGGCAUUGUCAGAGUGGAUCGAGUGCCCUUGGCUGCAAAAUUGGUCGAUUUGCCUUGUGUUACGGAAAGCUUGAAAACCAUCGAUAAGAAAACCUUUUACAAGACAGCUGAUAUCUCUCAGAUGCUUGUAGCCACAGUAGAUGGUGACCUAUACCCUCCUGUGGAGGAGGCAGCUGCCACUGCUGAUCCCAAAGCAAACAAGAAAAAAGAUAAGGACAAAGAGAAAAAGUUUGUUUGGAACCAUGGAAUUACUCUACCUCUAAAAAAUGUCAGAAAGAGACGGUUCCGGAAGACAGCAAAGAAGAAGUACAUUGAAUCUCCGGAUGUGGAAAAAGAAGUCAAGCGUCUGCUGAGUACAGAUGCAGAAGCUGUCAGUACUCGUUGGGAGAUAAUUGCUGAAGAUGAAACAAAGGAGACAGAAAAUCAAGGCCUGGACAUCUCUUCUCCAGGAAUGUCUGGCCACAGGCAAGGCCAUGACUCACUAGAGCAUGAUGAGCUUCGAGAGAUAUUCAAUGACCUCAGCAGCAGCAGUGAAGAUGAAGAAGACGUAAACAUCCUUGACACUGAGGAAGAUCUGGAGAGACAGCUACAAGACAAGCUAAAUGAAUCCGACGAGCAACACCAAGAAAAUGAAGGAACCAAUCAGUUGGUUAUGGGAAUUCAGAAGCAGAUAGAUAACAUGAAAGGCAAGCUCCAAGAAACCCAAGACAGGGCAAAGCGCCAGGAAGAUCUCAUUAUGAAGGUAGAAAACCUGGCUCUCAAGAACAGGUUUCAGGCAGUUCUGGAUGAGCUCAAACAAAAAGAAGACCGCGAAAAGGAGCAGCUUAGCUCUUUGCAGGAAGAGCUGGAAUCACUUCUGGAGAAGUGAGCUUGUUGACUUUAGUCCUUAGACUAGUCAGCUCAAGAAAAAAUUAUUUUCAGAGUAAGGUCUUGAAAUACUUUUUUUUUCUUUGAAAUGUUCUUAUUCCCUGAGUUUUGUUGAAAAUUUUUUGAUUGUUUUUCAGAACUAUGGUGGUGGGUUUUCAUUCUUAAGAAAAUAGGAUUACAUAGACAGGUUUGUUGUAGGGAAGAUAUAAGAAAGAUGAGUGAAAUGAAAACACUUGAACUUUUAAUCACAGGACUUUAUUACAAUUUGUUUCCUAAAAGUUUCUAGUCCUUUUUUUUUUUUUUUUUGGUGCUAAGAUCAGUAAUAAGCUAGCCUACAGGCAGUGAAGUUAAUUUCUUUUAAAAGAAAUAUAUUUUUUUUUACCUCAGCAAGUUUCCAUGUUACAGAAAUGCAAGUUUUUCAUAAAGGUUGUUUCUUAUACAAUAAAAGCUACUAAUUUUCACUGUUUAUGAUGUUGUUCUAUGAAUACUGAAAGUUGAGGUGGUUCAUGGAGUUUAAUGACUGAAUGGUGUAGAUCAAGAUAAAUCCUGUUCUUUUGUUUUUAGGAAAAGGAAAGCACCAGGUAAGGAAAUGGAGAAAUUCAUUGUUGCAUUAUAUAUUAAGGUUCAGGUCCACCCACUUCAUCUGGAGGUUUAUGAACACUGGGUCUAGAGCCUUCUUAAACUAUCCUAGUUUUUAUGGAUGGAUAUCUGUAUCUUUUUCUUAAGCACUAAGGUUAUCUGUAAAAUAUUGGAAGCAGUUAUCAGAUAAACUAUUCCACAUGCUUAGAUUAAGAUUAUAUUUUAACUAUUGCCAAUUUAACUGCUACAAUUAUUUAAUAGACUGAUGUUUAUUCAUAUUGUUUCAUUAGUAUUUCCCAGUAUGAAAACCUGUGUCCUGGUCUGGGAUUUUAAAAUUUCAUAUACAGAGAAAAAUUCUGUGUGUUUUUUUAAAUACUAAAAAGCUGCCCCUAGGCAAACUAAGUAUGAAUUCAGAAUGGAAGUCAUCUGGCCCCUUUCAUUGAGAACUUGCCUUCUGUAUUGCUGUUGACGGCUGCCAGAGCCUCUGAAGCCCUAACUAGUCUGAACAGCUUGAGGUCAAGGCAUACCAGUACAUAUCAGUGACUUGAUUGUAUGAUUUUUGGGCCGUGUAAUUUGUAGCUUAAUCCGUUUGCUUCUAUUUUCUUCUCUCUGAAAUGGAGGUGAUAGUAUUACCAGCCGCACAGGGCUAUUGGACUGACUUAAAUCAUAAGGCAGGCUUACUUAGAACAGUACCUGGAAUAUGGUGAGUGAAGAGUUAACAAAGAAACGUUACCAUUUACUAAACUGGAUCAUAAAAGGCAUUAAAGAGUGAUAGAGAAUAGUAAGGUGUUUACAAAGAAAUUUUUUAUUUUUGACUCACUCUGUAUCUCAGGAUGGCCUUGAACUCAGUUCUCUCAAUCAAGUGCUGGGACUGUAGGUGUGCAUGGGCAGGCCUGGCUUAGGCAACAGCUGUUUUAAUUAGGUUUUGUUUCAAAUUCAACAAAGGCUCAAACCGUCUAUUUUGGAAAAGGUUUAGAAUAUCUACAGCAUAAAAAUUGACUCAACUUAUUCCUGUAGUUUUCUUGUUUGUUUCUGGAUAUUUUUAUAAUAAUACUAAAAAUGGCAUAAGGAGUAAUUAUCUGUUAAUAAAAUUUAAAAGAUGAAGAUUGAGAUCUAAAUCCUACAUUCUCAUUAAAGAUUCACUUUUCUCAUGCAGCUCUUAGCUAAGGAGUAUGCUAUAAAGACAGUGUCUAUGGGUUCAAGGGCAGAUUAUGCUUGUGUAUGUGUGUGUGUUGGGGGUGCUGGGCCUUGGGAACACUAGGCAAUUGCUCUGUCACUGAUUAGUACAUUUUAAGAGGUAUCAUCUCAUGCCUUUAUUUGUAUACAAAACAUUACAUUUAUGUAGUUUUCUAAUGCAAAAAUUAUAAUUUUGUUAUAUAGACCCUCUAGAGACUUGUCUAAAAAUAUGAAUGUUUAUC
Messenger RNA from Mus musculus (house mouse), 3302 nucleotides. It is a transcript of the gene Taf7, whose product is annotated as TATA-box binding protein associated factor 7. The record is from RefSeq and is marked validated. Gene Ontology annotation, biological process: negative regulation of transcription by RNA polymerase II; positive regulation of transcription by RNA polymerase II; negative regulation of MHC class II biosynthetic process. Lineage: Eukaryota; Metazoa; Chordata; Mammalia; Rodentia; Muridae. Gene Ontology annotation, cellular component: transcription factor TFTC complex; transcription regulator complex; transcription factor TFIID complex. The coding region runs from base 281 to 1306 and encodes 341 amino acids. Gene Ontology annotation, molecular function: TFIIH-class transcription factor complex binding; P-TEFb complex binding; RNA polymerase II general transcription initiation factor activity. The transcript is spliced from 2 exons.